Molecule: messenger RNA, 3309 nt
Organism: Schistosoma haematobium
Lineage: Eukaryota; Metazoa; Platyhelminthes; Trematoda; Strigeidida; Schistosomatidae
Product: fts3-like protein
Exons: 1
Coding region: 294-710 (138 amino acids)
Biological process (GO): iron ion transport; intracellular iron ion homeostasis
Cellular component (GO): cytoplasm
Molecular function (GO): ferrous iron binding; ferric iron binding
Source: RefSeq, a predicted model, not a curated record
GUGUACAAACAGGUAUUCAAAACAAAUGGAAAGCAUUUGUUUGAUUAUUCAAUCCUAAUAUUAUUAUUUAGGAAAUAUGUGUUUAUUUCAUAGCUUUAACAGUUCCUAUGUAUUGUUAUACAGUAUAUGUGUCUGUUUCGAAAUCAAUAAAAGGACUGAACAAAUUUGGAUUGAAUCAGUUUUAGUCAAUUGUUAGAUCAGUGAGUGUUGGAUUAGACGAAAGACUCUAGUAAACGAUCUAGGAAACUAAAUAAAAUAAAAAAAUAGUUUAAAUAGUUUAAAUUAGAAAAAUCAUGAGUGGAUCAAGAGCCAAACAUAAUUUUGCCAAAGAAUGUGAAGAUGCCAUCAAUAAACAAAUCAAUAUGGAACUACAGGCUGCUUAUGAUUAUAUGGCAUUCUUCACUUAUUUCGAUCGAGAUGAUGUGUCAUUUCCGAAAGCAGCUGAAUUCUUUCGAAAAGCUUCACAUGAAGAACGUGAACAUGCAGAGAAAUUGGCCAAAUAUCAGAACAAACGUGGUGGUCGUGUUCAAUACAGUGAUAUCAAGUGUCCAACUAAGACAGAAUUCAGUGGUUUGGAGGAUGCUAUGAAUACCGCCCUUGGAAUGGAAAAAGCAGUUAGUAAUGUAAGUCAGAACACUAAUUACUUCUUAAUUACCUUUUUUUCACCAAUUGAGCUACUUUUUAAAUUGGUUUAUUUGUGUGGACAUUAAGAAACCGGCCGAACAACCGUGAGGUCAUGACCUGAUACCAUGAAUUAGAAGACAGAAAAUAUGAAUGUUCAAUUUAUGAUGAAUAAAAAACAAAAGAACCUGCUAGGGAUUUAUUGGUUUCACAUGAUCAUUGAACUUUCUUAAGUUAUAUAUGUAUGGUUUAAAUACAUAGUUCAGAAGUGGGAUCUAGGUUCUGACAUAGGAUUUAGGGUUAGUUUAUACAUUCUGUAAAAUCUAGUCCUGACUAGGUCUUAGUGUUGACCUGAAUUUUACCCUCAGAACUAAAUUUAAGAGAUAUUGCAUCGAAAUAUGCUACUUCGUAUUUCUUUGAACCGAUCCGUAAUCACUUCAUUAUUCCGCUUACAUGUCAGUAUUUUCACUAAUUUUAAGCCUUAUAAGUACUAAGUGAUAGUUUAUUCAUCAAAACGAACCGAAAAACUGCCAGCAGAGAGCAUGUUAGCUUGAUGAUUAAUCCAUGACAUUGGAGUCACUUACCCCAUACCAAUCGUUUAUUUUUACUGUUUAUCUGUUACAGAAGUAAUUGUUUACUCCUUUAUAUUUAAAUUAAUUGUUCACUACAAAUAUUUACCAAAUGGCAAGUAGUUUCGAGUUGCUUGAAUUGAAGAUGAAAAAAAAAUGAGUAGGAUAUCUUGACUAGUUUGGCUUUAGAUACAUUUAAAAAUUCUGUUAUUUUACAGAAAUAUAACUAAAUUCUCUAACUAAGCACGAGAUAUAGCUCAAAUAAUAUUCAGAUAAUGAAAACCUAAAUCCACUGAUGGAUAAAAUACAUUAAGGAUGAUAAUGUACUUAGCCAUAUUCAAGCUAUAUCUUUAAUUAAUUAAUUUAUUUAAGGUUGUAUGGUGUCUAUCUGUCAAUUGUUUCUCUAAUCUUGUAAGAUGUAGUUCAUUGACUGUUUUUAUACGCAUAGUGGAUAAACAAUUACAGUAUAGAACUAAAGUGUAGACGACUGUUUCAAUUAUGGGUAUUGUGUUCUACUGUGAAUAUAAACCACUUUAGAUUCUAUUUUAUAAAUCGUUUUUAAUGCAAUGACUUACAUGUUUAUGUUAAGAAAAUUUAGUUACACAGCGAAUCAUCAGUUAGCAUUUCAGUUAGAUUUCUAUUCCGUGGUGUUGUAAAUAGUCAGUAAAAUUUAAGUUCUAUAGUCAAUUACGUUCUCAAUAAGUUAGUAAUUCUCCAUAAAACUAUUCAGUUUGAUCACUAAGUUUAUUGUAUUUUAAUGUCCGUUUACUGUGGUUUCGCAUCAAUAUUUCAGUUUUAGUGGGUAGUUAUUGGUCAUAUAGAUUAUUUGGGCUCCUUUGUUGGAUUAACCACACAAUCUAAACUCACAUGAUUGCACAAUAUCCUACUGUUUCAUCAUUUUGGUGUCAUUGGUUAUCUCUUAAAAUAUGAAAACCUAACAAAUCAAAACAUUUUUUGGGUAUUGUUAACCAUAGGGUUGUUAAGUUAACAAUACCAUAGAGACAGUCAGGUGUACUCUGUCUGCUGAAAGUUAAUUAUAUAUUACUCUGAAUAAAUAUCGUUUUCAUAUUAAACCAAUUUCCAGCUACGUAUUCGUACGUAGCUUAAUAUGGAACUCUCUCCUAUACCAAAACGAGGUCAUGUAGAAUAGCACUGAUAUUCAUCGUUUGUACAUGGUUAUUUCAUAAAAAUUGAUACGGAGUUGACCAACAUGUUUUUUAGAUACUUCAUUUCGAUCACACAUUUAUCGAGAACACAGCGCAUACAUUUAGUAUGUAGUUUCUAUUACGUAUCGACCUUAUUUAGACAACCACUCAAAACUAGGAAACGUUGCAUAGCUGUUUACUCUUAGUUUGGGAGUCGCUGGGGCUUAUCCAAACUCAGGACCUUAAGGUAUCGCUACAAGCGCUCAACCUUUAGAUAAAUGAGCGAUUACCAAUCGUUUGUUAGUUCGCGAUAUUUCUAAAUCCGUGUUCAAUACCACUGGUGAUACUUAUUUCACACCUGACACGGUUAAACUUCACUGGUCGCAAUUUCCCUAUGGAACUCUAGUGACUACCUUUCGAACUUCGUCAUUUUUUUAUUUUACAAAACCAAUUAUUCAGUAAUCAUUCUAUUACUUUUUUCUCUUAGUCAUUAUUAGAACUCCAUGAAGUAGCUUCAAGGAACAAUGAUCCAGGAUUAACAGAUUUUAUUGAAAGUGAAUUUCUUCAUGAACAAGAAGAUGCAAUUAAACAAUUUGCUGAUUAUUUAACAGAAACACAACGAGUUGGUAAAGGACUUGGAGAAUAUCUAUUCGAUAAAUUAACAUUAAAUGAAUAGAGUGAUUUUAAUUAUUCUAUUUUAAAUGACAUUCCUCAUUAUCAUGAUUUCAUUUGAUACAGCAUAGUUUAUUUGUUUUUAAAAAUAAAAUUUAUUUGUAAAUAUAUCAUAUUUACUUCAACAAUAUAACCAUCUAGUUCUAAUAUACUUUACUUUUUCAAUGUCUUCUAUAAGCUUAUCACGUUUUUCGUUCGUGUUUAAAUAAAGCCAAUGUUGUUAAUAAUCGAUAAGACGAGAAACAACUAAUCGAAUAUUCUGUAACCCUAUAUGAUCAGUGAACUAGACAUAAAAAUGUUAG